This is a messenger RNA of Exophiala xenobiotica, 3287 nucleotides long. RefSeq lists its product as uncharacterized. The transcript has 2 exons. Bases 557 to 2434 code for a protein of 625 amino acids. Gene Ontology annotation, molecular function: DNA-binding transcription factor activity; DNA binding. Gene Ontology annotation, cellular component: nuclear chromosome. Gene Ontology annotation, biological process: meiotic cell cycle; positive regulation of transcription by RNA polymerase II. Lineage: Eukaryota; Fungi; Ascomycota; Eurotiomycetes; Chaetothyriales; Herpotrichiellaceae. The record is from RefSeq and is a predicted model, not a curated record.
GCAAACUCCGCCUAGAGAAACACACAGACCGUUGGACCAUGGCCUGCUUGUCUGCCACUGACGCUGUGCUCGGUGCAUAGACCUCUUUUGAUCUAUAUACCUGUCAGACCCUUCCGGGCCUAUAUUCUUUUAUCGUCCCACACCUCUUUUGGGCGCCUCUUUUUCAAUUUAUCGACAAGUCUACUCUCGCAUUGAUUGCUCCCUCGAGUCAAAAACAUUGAAUUCUUCAUCGUCAACUUCUGCCCCUCUGAUUCGCCCAUCGACGGAUUUGGCGGCAACGAAUCGACAUUGACGCGCCAUUAUUCUGGUGUCCCGCCCGCCGCCUUUGGCCUCGUGCACACCGAACACCAAUACAGCACUCGCCUCUGGGCUGCUGAUUAACGAUCACUCCCGGGUCUUCAAUCACCUUCCAGCAGUGGCGCCGGUCUCAAGCAGAACAUUCCUGCUCUCGAGAAUGCAGAAAAGAAUUCUUACCUCUUCUCGAUAACCAUCCAUCUCUCAAGCUCCUCUCCGUCGCUUGCGCGCACCUCGAUCCGUCUCCACCUCCUCUCGCUUCAUGGCCGCGACCAUGGACGGCUUUGAUCCUCUCGCAAUGCCUUACUUACACAGUCCUAUGCCCUUUACCGGGGGAAACCUCCAGAACCUCGAUUAUAUGAGUGUACCGUCCGUGAUGGACCUGCAAGAUCAAUACUCCAACUUUGACUCGGAGCCAUAUAUGAGUGGUGAUGAACUUGGGUUUGCGCCCUCUACGAGCAUGCAACACCCCGCGCUCUUGAAGCGCUUCUCGUCAGGUUACGAAGAUCCGUUCGCAGAAGGUACAAUGGCUCAAUUCGACCAAGUGCCCACGGACGGCAUGCCCGAAAGCCCUUCAAUUGACCGAGACAGCAAAUACCUAAGUUUUUCGAUGCCGCAUUAUAAUUUUACCCUGUUGGACGACUCGUUCAGGCGGUCCUCGGUCAAUAUCAAUGCGCAACUACAUGGAAUGUUCUUUCUCGCAGAGUCACAAUGGCCAGCAACAGCCGAUACGCCUCCACCACCUCCAGAACUCACAUGUUACCGACGAAACUUGUUUCAGAUUACAGGCUCAGUAACAUUACCCCGAAACCUGAGAUACGUUUUCACCGACGACGGGUCACGAAUACCAAUUUACGAGCUAGAGCUGGCAGUCUCUGCCACUGAAUCGGUGGAAGGCAACCCCGUCAAGAUCAUCUCUGUGCCCUGGAAAACACCAGCUAGCGGAGAAGCACCCAAACCGGAGGACAAGAUCGAAAAGGAACCUCCUACCAUCCCUUUGGACAAGAUGUCCGGCCAAGAUCUGGAUACGGAUUUCACCACCUUUCCCGUGCAGUGGAAGAGACUUCAAUUCCGGAUAGCCACGGCCAACAAUGGCCGUCGGAAGGAAUUGCAACAGCAUUUUACUCUACAUCUCAAGAUCAUGGCGUCGCUAUCAACAGGCGGAAAGAUCUCCAUCGCCGAAGCCCAUUCUGGAGCAGUCAUAGUUCGCGGACGAAGUCCUCGGAAUUUCGCGGCUCGCAAAGAUCUCCCCUUGAGCAGCAGUUCGACAGCUCGCAAACAUCUCCCAUCAGCAUCCCGCGCCAGCAAUAGCCAAACCUCGGUGCCUCAGGUGACUUCAGCACCUAAAAUAAAAACACCACCCGAAGACGUUCCGGCAGUAACCAUGUCCUAUGACGGAGCCGACUACAAGCCCACAGCAGACAUGGACACAAGUAACUGGAUGUCUCAAAUGGCUCCUGAAGCCCUGGCGACGCCGUACUCAUCGUCAAUGAAUCCCCCACUCAUGCCGACAUUCUCUCACGACAGCACACCCGAACUAGGCACGCCAGGGACGUUUCCCUUUACAUUUCCCCAAGACAUGGGGACUGUAAAUUCAGGCCCGAUGAGUCUGCAUUUUGGCAGCGAUGAUGAAGGCGGAGGAAGUCCGUACCCUCAUCCACCGGAGUCGAGACACUCUUCUCGGCCGCCGACAAGCAAUCCAAGCCCGUCACUGGUGAACAAGGGUGCAGGUGCAGGUGUGUACAAUCGCGGUACGUCGCCGGGUCAUCUACCGCAUCAGCACCAACAUCAAGCUGCCGCUGGUGCUGGACCAGGGGCCCGGCCACGACUGCAUUCCCAUCAAGUCAGCGUCACAAGCAUGCCGAGCUUGAACGGACCGAUGACGAGUCAGGCUUCUGUCCCCACCAUGUCACAGAACCAAAGGCCAGAGCUACUAUCCACGAAAUCACUCCCAUUCCACGCCGAGGGCGAGAGUGCAGAUCAACUCUACGAGUAUUUCCCUCUCGGUCUGGACGACUGGAUGCCCCCGGUCGAUGCUGUGUUCCGGCCCCAUGUUGUGCAUCAUAGCGGGCCAUUGCCGCCAGAUCCAAGAAGUCCAGGGAGGCAUACGAGUAAACGGUAUUUCUCCGAGGUUGUUUGAAAACUCGGUUGUCACGUUUAGGUGGGCUGGACUAGGUUAGGACACGCUGUUGGAGUUUGGUACGAACAAUGAGAUGAGUGAUUGGGAUGCAUUGACUGGGUGGGGUUUGGUCAUGAAUUGGUCAUGAAUUGGACAUUGGACACGAAUUGCCAUAGCGAGCAGAACAAGCUGCUCAGGAAAUCCCUUAUGAUACCCAUCUCCGUGAUGUGAAACGAAAUCCAAUUCACAAAAAGCAACUGUGGCUGUGGCCAUGACAUGUGCAUUGAUUUCCCGGCGAGGCUGUGACUUCGUGCCGUCCUGGCAUACCACUACUAUUGUGUACCAGGUAUUCACUGGCACUACCCCUUUCAAGGGCGUGACGUUGGCGGGUCCAAUGAGCCUCGUGGAGGAAAACUGGGGAGUAAGAGGAAAAAAAAGCAAUAUUGACGCGUACGGAGUACGAAUUACGAGUUACCUUAACCUUGGUUUGAGACACUUACCUAGGUACCUUACCUGGGUAGCAUGUCCGAUCAUCAUGGCACUGAUGUCGACCUACUGCAGAGGAUAAAGCUUUAAAAGAUUGGUACUCGAAUGAAAUACUCGUACUUAGGUUAGUAUAUAUUGACGGUAGCCAUGGGCACCUACCUAGGUGUGUUUCAGACUAAAAUCUUGGUAGUAUUGGCACUGUACUUUUGAGACCCGCGUCUGGCAGUUUGGUCUGGCAGUGUCUCUGCCUCUAGUCUAACGGGGAGUGACAGUUGAUGGCCUUUUCAAUUGCCAACUUUUAUGGUACGGUUGGACGUUCAUACUGUAGACGUUGCAGCGCAUCGGCUCUAUACCAGGUAGGUUCGUGACAAGUGGCUGCGUUGGGACU